GGAAAGAGAGCAAGGUUUUGUUAUAGCGGGGCCAGUGUGCCUUGACUUCGGCUGCAUCCCGGCUGGAGUGGAUUUGGCACAAGGUCAGCUUAACAUGAUGGAGGUCGAUGGUGGAGUGCCAGAUGCAGAAUAUCUGACUGGACUGCUGACCACCUGAAAUUCUCAAUCUACUGGCAGAAAAUGGGUUAAAAUGUAUCGUAACAGUCACUGAAUCAGUGCUCAUUACAUCUCACUGCCAGUUUGAGAAACAAUGGCUGUGAAUGAAAAACAACACCUGUUCCACAACAAGAUUCCAAAAACUGAACAUUCAGAAGACAUGGUUCCCAAAUUUGAAUCUAAUACCAAACAGUUACACUAAUGGUUUAAGCCCUAACAAUCAUUUGAAUGUUCCGUCCAGGCUUAUUCCGUCCAAAGAGCCAGUGUGUACUUCCUAGUCUUUGACCUUCUGUAAACUGUGAUAUAUUGUAAUAUCUGGAAAUGGAAUCAAAAAUGAAUUCCAAAGAAGUACCCCAAAAUCUUUCCAUUAGGGCUUCUGAAAAAGUGUUGACUAAGUCCACCUCACUGGACUCUACCAUUCCACCUCAGGAAAAAGCUGUUCUCAAACGUGGAGAUGCUGUACAUGCUUCUGAUUCUGAAGAUGAUAUCAGUGAGGAAAACUUACCCGAUCCAAAAAUGUUGUUUCGGAGAAACAGUGACGCAAGAAAAUGUGUUAGUGUUCGGAAACCAUUGCGGAAUGAUUCCAAAAAUGCUCCUCAAAAUAGAGAGGCUUUCAGGAAACAGAGAAGGUUUUCAAGUCCAAACAACUGCUUUGAUUUGAACAAAUCUUUCAAUUUCGGGACUGAAUAUCAUAAAGAUACUUCAGAAAGUGCUAAAGGUGUUCCACGGACAACGAAGGGCAAUACUCUCAGUCCACGAGGAGUGAAACAGGAAGAUGUGAAACAGAGACGUGUAUCUACCAAUGCUAUUGUGACAGGAAAACAGAACAAAGACUCUGUGCCAGUAGAGUCGGUGCCAGUCUCUCCAAGAGACCAUGUGAGAAGUGUGGAAAUUCCUAAUUGUCCUAACCAGGUUGAAAAUGGUAGAAAAAUGUCCCGAGUUGAAGUGCUUCUAAGUAAUAAUUUAUUCAAGAAACACUUAUCCAACCAUGCUGAUAUUUUACAAAAACAUACCUUGUCGUCAAGGCGAUAUGGUUUGAGAAAGUCUGUGUCGAAUAUUGAUAUUUCUUGUUUGGAAUUUGGUCAAUCUGCACUGUCCAGUGUUAAUCAAACUCAGGGUUCAGGAAAAUCUGAAUCGCUAGGUAAAGAGAGCUUAGACUCAAAGAAUGAUGUCAACUCACCAAGUGCUGUUAUAUCACGGCGAUUGACUAAGCAAAUGCGAAGAACAUCGAUGUCAAGUCUAGAUAUUUCUGUGAUUGGGGAUUUUCUCAGUUCAUCACAGCCAAAUUUUAAAGAAGGUCCUAGCAAGAGGAAAAAAAUAAACAUACCAACAUUUGAAGAAUUUCGUAAACUACGAAGCUUUGUCUCCAAUAAUUGGCGAGGAAGUGCACAAAUAUCCGAGCCACCGAACCCCAAGUCUUCCACCACUGGUGAUGAUGUUUCUGGUGCUGAGAAUGUACGAGGGUUGGACACAAUAACAGAGGAUGAUCCAUCAGAACAUGAGGCAGACCAGAAUAGGUCCGUUUCAAAUCUUGCCAAAACUUUAGCUCAAUUCAAACUGAAUCAAAGUGUGCCAGUUUCUGUAUCUUCAAGUGAUAACAAUUGUAAGAUAAGUAUGGAAGAGAAAGUGUCUCAAAGUGAUGUGAGCUGUGAUACAAGGACGUUGGGCGAGAGAGAACAGUUGACAGAAGAGUCUGUGAAAUCUCACGUAUCUGUUCCCUCAGGAACUCCAUCUUGUGUAAUACAGGGAGGUAACUCUGACCCAACUCACCUGUUGGACAAUAUGGAUGUGCAAUUGGAUGAGGAUGUCAUUUUGGAGAACACUGAUGCAAUAGACUCUGCCAGAUUAUGUGACCUUGCACAAUCAUAUUCAAGAAAGCAGUCACAAGCUGGGAAGCAGUCACAUUCAGAAACGCUCUCACAAGCAGGGAAGCACUCAAAAGAAGGGCAGCUCUCACAAGCAGAGAAGCACUCACAAUCAGGAAAGCACACUAAGGAACAGCUAUACUCAGGGCCGGAGUCACAUUCAAGGGUUCAGUCACAAUCUGGACCACAGUCACAUUCAAGGGAACAGUCACAAUCUGGACCACAGUCACAUUCAAGGGAACAGUCACAAUCUGGACCACAGUCACAUUCAAGGGAACAGUCACAAUCUGGACCACAGUCACAUUCAAGGGAACAGUCACAAUCUGGACCACAGUCACAUUCAAGGGAUCAGUCACAAUCUGGGCCACAGUCACAUUCAAGGGAUCAGUCACAAUCAAGAGAACAGUCACAAUCUGGGCCACAGUCACAUGAGGAUGCUGCACAGUCACACGAGGAUGCUGCACAGUCACACGAGGAUGCUGCACAGUCACAUGACAUCAUAUUUGCCAACAAGGAUGUAAGGAGUAAAAUCAAACCAGAAACAUACACAGAAAAUGUGCAGUCGGUGCUGCGGUCAAUAUCUGAUGUGUCCAUGAUGUCGGAGGGACACAAGAAGCGGCGGGAGAGGAAGGAGCGGCCCUACAAGAGUGAGCCCUUUGCUGGUGCUGAAACCUUCGGGAACAUGGCUCACUGCUACAGGCAUGGUGGGCGUGGCCCCCUCCAGUCUACCCCCCAGAAAGAUGUACUCUCACUGCCAGGAAGUGUAUCAGGCUUGUCCGACACUCCCAGCUACCCUAGUCUGGAGGAGCUGCAGGAAGGGGAGGCAACUGAGCUUGAGAGUGACACCUCCUCUGAAGGGACGUCCAAGAUGCGAAGCAACGUCAGCACCACCAGCAAUGACAGUGGGGUCAUAGGUGGCGCAGAUGGGUCACAUGACCUCUCUUUCGACACCGUCUUUGUUGACAGCCCAAACAGCAGCCUCAACAACCUGUUUCCCCGGGCCAGCAGUUAUUCAGACAAUGAAAUCAAGAUGAAACAACAACACACAAGUAGUCCACAGGCUGGCGAGACUGAGAAUAUUCCUUGCCCUGACUGCAACCCCAGAGCGAUGCCUCCUCAGCCUGCCCCCAAUGAAGAUGUGCCUCCACCGUGCCCCUGCUGUCUCAGUAUGCGCAGCGAGAGGAGGGAGACAAUUCAGGAAAUAGUGGAAACUGAAAUCAGCUACGGAAGAGAUCUGAAGAUUCUUAGAGAUGAGUUCUACACACCAAUGAGGCAGAAUGGCAUGCUGAACAGUGAGCAGCUGGAAGUGGUGUUCACCAACCUCCAUGAGUUGAUUCAGGUCAACGAGCAGUUCCUACACAAGCUGCAGAGCGAAGUGGCCACCGCCGCCAACAACAAUGAGGAGAACCUGUCCAGUGUGUGUAUUGGCAGCCUGUUUGUGGAGUCAUCAUCUAUGUUCCUUGCUUUUGAAAACUACUGCGUCAACCAGGGUCAGGCCUCCCAGUCCCUGGAGCAGAUUGAGAAGGAGAAGGAUCUGGUGCAUGCCUUCCUCCAGGCCAUACAGCGUGACAACUCCCUCCUGCGACGUAUGCAUCUCAAGUCCUUCCUCAUGGUGCCGGUCCAGAGGAUCAUGAAGUACCCUCUCCUCCUCAGCCGGCUGUACAAGUCCACUCCGUCUCUCCACACUGACAAGGAAGAUAUCAAGGUGGCUCAGGGCAAGAUUGAAGACAUUCUCGAGCACAUUAAUGCUAAAACCAAGUUGACUGGAUCAGGUAGUUUCAGAAUCAAGAGAAAACGUUCCCAGUCUCGCAGAUAUAGCCUUACUGAGAAGAUUGAAGUCAACAGGGUCGCCAUGGAGGUGCUGGGUUGGAACAAGAAGGAGGUGAAUGACCUGAUCACGAGCCGCCUGAUGUACGCCACACCCACAGAUCACACCUGGGCUGCCAAGAGGUGCAAGAAUCUCAAGUUCACAACUAUACAUGGAGUACUUCUUACCCUGGGCCAGGCAAAGCAUGAGAAACGAGAUCGUGAACACUACUUGGUGUUCCCCAAGCCCAACUUUGUCCAGCAGGCUGCCGUGGUGCUCAUCAGGGAGAAGAACGGGAAGUACCAGCCUGUCAGGGACCCGCUGAUGUUGGACAAGUGUGUGGUGACGGUUGACCCGGACUUUGAUGAAGUGUUCGAGCUCCAUGAGUGGGGUCGAGAGGCUCUGGUCUUCAAGGCAGAGGAAGGAAGCAACACCAGGCUGUGGGUCCAACAUCUCAAACAGCAGACCCGAGACCUGGGCCAGUGGAGGAGGAGACGGAAUGCGCUGCCUAAUAUCAUGUUCAAGAACAUGGUCUGACACGUGGGCCCCGAGCCCCUGGAGGGGUGUCAUACUCACACAUGGUUGUCACAUCACCAUCUCUUCCCAGUGAUGCCUUCAUCCUGAUGGUAACACGGUCAGCCCUUGGACACAGCCCAUGAACACAGCCCUUGGACACAGCCCUUGUGUCAUCAGUCCCAAUUUUGUGGUGUUGACCCUGCCCUGAUGUGGUCAGUGAAAGAUGCUGAAGAGUCUUGUGAGCUUUGCCCGUCGUGGUAUUGCACAGGAGAACAAGACAGAGUGAAGCCAGUUCUAGUUGAGCAUAAUGGUGGAAGCCUCAGGCAGAGACUGAAGAAAUGUGCUCAGGGGAGGUUACUCUUUACAUCCAAAAUGACCAGAACUGGUUGUAAGUCGAAAGGAGGGGUAACUUGUCCCAACUGCAAAGACGUAUUUGUUACUUGAAUAGAGUGAAGCUCCAGCAUGUUUUUUGCCUUGUGUCUUGCAAACUUUCUUGCCAAUUCAAACUUGAGAGAAUAGUACAAGGUAUGAUUUAGUGUUGCCAGCACAUAUUGAUGCUUGUUUAGUGUUUAGAGGUUGCCCAAGGGGAGAUAACUCUGUCUUUGUUUGUUGGGGGAGAUUGACUCCUGGACAAGUCUUUGAGUGAUUUUUGUUUUGUUUUAGGUGAUUAUAAUUACAUAUAAAUGAUACAUUUGAAUCAUUGAGAACUGGAGAUAGCAUGACCCACUUUAAAAUAAGUAAUCUGUGAAUUGGUCAGAAAAUAAUAAUGAUGCUUUAAUGAAAGGAAUUGAAUGUUUCAAGAUGUAAAAAGAUGAUUUCUGGAAAAAUCAUUUCUUUUUCUAAAAGUGCUACAAAAGUGCUAUUUUGAUAGAUUUAAUGUCAAAUAGUCUUAAUAAGGAUAUCUUGUGAAUGACAUUUAGAUUAGUGCUUGCAAGAUUCAUUUCAAGGUCAUCAGUGAUUUUUUGAACUGGUCAAAUUGUAGGUAUUUGACAUUAAAGCAUUUGUGUAGUUUUAAUAUUAGUUGCAAGUUUAUCUAAGCAAAACUGUCAAGUAAAUUGAAGUUUAAUGUUUAUUUAAUAAAUACUGAUUUCUAAAACAAAAGUGUGACUUAUAUGGUGAUAACAAAAUGUUUAGGUGUCCAACUUAAUCUCAAGUAUACAUUGGGAUACAUUGCCAAAUAAAAAAGAGAACUUUUAGAGCUGGAAAAACAUUUUGAAUGGUGAGGUGUAUUUCUUUUUGUACAAAUUUAUGCAUGCCCAAUGAUUGAUUGAUUUUAGACGUUUAAUUCAUCAGAAGUAAUAGGUUUUUAUUUCUCGAUAAAAAUGAUUAUUUUUAGUAUCAUCAUAUGCUUAAACUGUUUGUGUGCAUGAAAAAAAUAGAAAAGAAUAUUGUGGCACUACAUGCCUUAGUCAUGUUUACAGAAAUAAUGUAUCAUGGAAUAGCUUGUAUAUAGAACAUUUGUUGCUAGACUAAUAGCAUUUCAAACUGGUGUCUAAAACUUCUAUGCACCUAAUGAAAUUGUGAAAAAGUAAUUUGACGAUUUUAUCAAUGUCAGAAUAUUUUGAACUGUGUGGAAAGUUGACAUGUGGAAUGAUAAGGAAGAAGUCCUGUUUUUUCAACACUGUUUCCCAAUAUCUAGUCGCACCUGUGCUUGCACAUUCCAAAGAAAGACUUGUACAAAUGUAUAUUUUCAUCAAGUAUAUAUACUUGAACACACUACUGUGAUAAUAUUGUGUAUAUCAGAUUCAGUCAUAUGUAUGGAAAUGUGUCAUUUAUAUUUUGAUAGUGAGCUUUGAAAAUGUACAUUCAUUUAUAUAUGUUCAUCAUGUUGUGAGCAAAAUUGGGUCUUAUGUAGACUUUCUUGAGGUGUUUAUCCAAGGUCAGAUUGUGAUGCCCUUAUUUAAAACUUACUGCAUGGCAUAAACAGAAACUUGAUGUUCUGUUGAGUGGAAGAUAUGACAAAAAUAAUGACCAUUUAUCUUGAUAUUCUUUGGGAAUUUGUCAAGUCUGUUGAGUACCUACAUAUAUUUGGUGUAUUCCAUGAAAUCAAUUGAUUUCAUCAGUGCUAUUUCUUGUUUCCAUGUUUUUUACGGAGCUAAAUGAAGAGGAAUGACCUUGCUUUAAUAUGGGUCACUUGAAAGGUCAAUGUCACAUCUAAUGCCAAUGGUAUCAAAACACAUAAUGUGAUACAUUUAUGCCUAUUUCAG
Haliotis rufescens (red abalone) is the source of this 6551-nucleotide messenger RNA. RefSeq lists its product as uncharacterized. Gene Ontology annotation, biological process: positive regulation of Rho protein signal transduction. The transcript has 16 exons. Lineage: Eukaryota; Metazoa; Mollusca; Gastropoda; Lepetellida; Haliotidae. The record is from RefSeq and is a predicted model, not a curated record. Gene Ontology annotation, molecular function: guanyl-nucleotide exchange factor activity. Bases 478 to 4365 code for a protein of 1295 amino acids.